AUGGUCGCGACACGCUCCCGAGGCAAAGCCACGGGCGAUGCCGCCGCCACAAACAACACCACCGCCUCCACACUGAAGGCGCCACCGAAGCGCGCUGUUAAGCGCAAGGCCGCCGACGAAGUCCCCGCGCCCGAACCCGGCAAGGCGUCUGCACAGCAGCCGGCAAAGAGGAAGAGGACAGCAGCCGCCGCUGCCACCGCUGAGCUCGAGAAGCCUGCGACACGUACGACAAGGCGGGCAGCAAAGCCCGUCGAGGAGCCUCAGGCUGAGGCAUCUGAAGCGCCCAAGCCGGCAAAGCGGGCCACCCGCGGUCGCAAGGCUGCUGAGCCUGCCGUGCCCGUUGUUGAACCCGAGAAGAAGAUCGAGGAGCCAGCGCCCACAAAGACCACUCGCGCACGCAAGGCUCCCGGCAAGGUGACCAAGGCUGUCGCCACAAAAGCAGUCAGGCUGCCUCCGGCUUCAUCAGCUCCAAAGCGUGCAACUCGCGCUACCAAGGCCACCGUCUCGAUUGCUGCGCCAAUCGUCGGUGCGCGUGCAACUGACUCGCCUCUCAAGAAGCCGGCGCGCAAGCCUGCGAAGAAGACCCCGACAAGGAAGACCGCCACCAAGGCUGUCGUCGAGAACAAGGCUGCAGUCGCGCCUGUCGAGGAGCCCUUCGCCGAGUUCCCGACCUAUCCGAGUACACCGGGUCACAUUGUUGCACCCAUCUCCGGCCGUGAUGCGCUCAAAGAGCUCCCUGCUGGAUAUCCGGAGACUCCCGCUCACAUCGCAGCGCCCAUCUCUUCGCGCGAUGCGCUCAAAGAGCUGCCUGCAGGCUACCCAAGCACUCCAGCACACAUCUCCGCACCUACUUCAAGCGGUGAUGCUUUCAAGGAGCUUCCAAUCGGCUACCCCAACACUCCCGCCCACAUCAUUGCGCCGGCUCAGCAAGAUAACGGAAUGCUUGAGCAGUCCGAGCAGCAAAGCGCAGCUCAACAAGACAACUCCUCCAAGCCGUUCCCCACUUCCUUUAGUGUCCCAGACUCCUCUGACGAUGAAGACGAGGACGAAGAUGAAGACAUUGCUGAGCCUCUUGCCGUGAAUGUGCCUAGCUCUCACACGGCGACUCCUUCAAAGAUCGCGAGCUCCCCGAAGACGCCAAAGGCAAAGACCCCAGUCCAGAGCGAAGAAGCCUUACAAGCCAUGUUGAACCAGGAGGCCCUCGAGGAACUUCCAGCCGACUAUCCCAGGACUCCUGCGCAGUUCAUCGACGCCUACGGGAACAAGGAGGCUUUCAACCAGCUUCCGGAGUAUCCCAAGACCCCGGCACACGUUGCAGAGGCGUACGGCAACCAGAAGGCGCUUGACGAGCUGCCCGGCUACCCUAAGACUCCUAAUCACAUCAUGUCGGCUCAGAAGAAUCAGAAGGCAUUUAAGGAGCUCGCCGCCGAAUACCCUUCGACCCCUGAUGAAUAUGUGGACGCGUCCGAGAACCUACAAGCCUUCAAGCAGAUGGCUGAAUACCCGAAGACUCCGGCUCACAUUAAUGCGCCUAUGUCUACCCGGGAGGCGCUCAAGGAGCUCCCGAUUGAUUAUCCAGCCACCCCGGCUCACAUCAUGACUGUCAAGCAAGGGCUCGACCAAUUGCCCGGUUAUCCAAAUACGCCGGCCCUCAAGAACGUCACGAGCACUCCGGCGCAGCAAUCGAGCGCAUCGAAGUCGGCGAGCGACAAUGGAUCUGAGGAAUUCGAGUCGGCGCUAGAUGUGACUGAGUCAGACUUGAUGCAGAUCGAUGGUGAUGACUACAUCGUCAAGAGCACGCCUCCGAAGGUGAACUUCAAUAUCAACGGCAGCAUUAGCCUGGCGCCAACGCUGGCUCCCCCGGUAUCGGCUGCCCGCGCUUCCCCGACCAAGUCUGCUCUGCGCUCACCGUUGAAGAAUGGCGCCAAAACUCCCAAGAAACAGGUCACCUGGCCUGAGGAUUUCGAAGCCGACGAGGACGAGACAUUCGAUUUUUCUGUCAUUCUUCGCGGUACACGAUUCUUGGUCGAUGUGACAUCGAAUGGUGAAGACCAAAGCCUAUUCUUUACAACCACGCUCGAGGAGAUGGGCGCUCAGGUCUUCCGUGAGUGGACGGAGACUACCUCGUUGACCCACGUCAUCUUCAAAGAAGGCUCUCAAGAGACCAUCGACAAGAUUCGCGCCUCUAACGGCACGGUCAAGUGCAUCAACACAGGUUGGUUGGUAGACGUUGAGAACACGAAGAAGCGCGUAAAUGAGAACAAAUACCUCAUCGAUCUGUCUACAGCCACGGUCUGUACGCCUGUGGCCCGCACCCCUCGGAGGCGUGAUUUCUUUACUCCGGCGAAGACUCCCACAAGGUUCCUCAACAACAUCGAGUCCAGCUCUGCUGCAAAAUCGGUUGAAGAUAUUCCGGCCACACCAACCUCUUCCGAUUUCGAUCGAUCCUUGGCUUCCAUCGAAGAUAAGGAGAACAGCUUCGAGGACAGCACCUUCUUUAAGAAGUUCUCAUUGUCUGUUCCAGCAAAGAAGCCAUGGCGGAUGGCCAAAGCCCCAACGAAGACUCCGACUAAAGAGAGUCUGCUUCGUGAGGCUCCAGUCAAGAGCUCGAUAUUCAGUGAGCGCCCCGUCAAGAGCUCCAUGAUCAGUGAGCGCCCCGUCAAGAGCUCCAUGUUUAGCCAGCCUCCUGUCAAGAACCCGUUCUUCGGAUCGACUGCGGCUAAGGAUCCCCUGUUCAGCCAGCCCCCGAUCAAGGGCCCGCUCUUCCGCACGGGUCCUAUGAAAAGCUCUUCACUGUUCGGUCAGUCUCCUUCGAAGCCCUCCUCGCUUGACCGACCCGCUUCGCCGGACACUUGGUUCGACCAGCAGGCGAAGAAGUCUUCCUCUUUGCUUGGACAGGGUCCAGUGAAGUCCUCAACCUUGCUAUCACAGAGUGUACAAAAGCCGGUUACUUCUGGUCGAUUCUCCGCUCUGCUAAACGGCGUGCCUUCAACCCCUACUGCCAACCGUGUGGCGCCGCCUGUGAACUUCUUGUCGACUCACAAGAAGAGGACGGCGGCUCAGAGCUUCGGUGGCAGCAUCACGACUCCGGCGAAGAAGUUCCGGGGUCUGUUCUAG
Didymosphaeria variabile is the source of this 3117-nucleotide messenger RNA. RefSeq lists its product as uncharacterized. The coding region runs from base 1 to 3117 and encodes 1038 amino acids. The record is from RefSeq and is a predicted model, not a curated record. The transcript has a single exon. NCBI's taxonomy places the organism in Eukaryota, Fungi, Ascomycota, Dothideomycetes, Pleosporales, Didymosphaeriaceae.